AGAAGCUAUCGUUUACAGCUUCACCAAUCGGUCUCAGAACGCUCUACCCCGACGAUAAUUGAGGAGCAAGAGGCGGAGGAUUUUGAAGAGGCCGAAUAUCGUCAGUUGCAACAAGAAGGGUACAAUUUCUCCCAGCAUCUAGCCGACAAUAACGGUAUCAUGUCUACCACUGCCACCACACAGGAUUUGGAUCAGUUGCUGGAGGAGCUUCGUCGAACUAGUCUGGAUUACUCCUCUACUGCUACUCGUAAUCUCGCACCCCAUCCCAAUGGUACUCACUCCUCUCGUCUCUACUCCGGCUAUCAACGUCCAACUUUUACAGAUUCUGGUGGCGGUAGCACUGCUGGAAGGUAUUCCACACGCUCCUACUCCUUCACUGGGAGUGGAGGGAGCCGUCCAGGUGGAAGAUGGACUAACACCUCUUCCACCUCCACGAGUUACCAGAGAUCCCAGGCCUAUUCCACUGAGCGUGGAAUGGGUGAAAAGCGAGGGACGACUACAGGAGAAGGUGGAGGGUUUGUGCGCCAUGCAACUCCUGCACCGCAGCUCUCCUCAAGCCAACAGCAACGCUACCAAACAACUUUCCGAACCACUCUUCAGCACAAACCACCCGUUUCGCCGAAGUGGUUUAAUCAGAUCAAUGUCACAAUAGAUCCAGAGUUUGGAACAGCCUCGGUAUGUGACACCUACACCUCAUCCACCCAACGUGUGCUUUCAGCACAGUAG
Molecule: messenger RNA, 726 nt
Organism: Hydatigera taeniaeformis
Lineage: Eukaryota; Metazoa; Platyhelminthes; Cestoda; Cyclophyllidea; Taeniidae
Source: the annotation of a GenBank genome assembly